Funneliformis geosporum is the source of this 343-nucleotide messenger RNA. The record is from the annotation of a GenBank genome assembly. NCBI's taxonomy places the organism in Eukaryota, Fungi, Glomeromycota, Glomeromycetes, Glomerales, Glomeraceae.
AUGACGUAUUUAACUCACGCACAACCUAUAGAAUCCAAUGAAUUUAUUCCAAUUAAUGAAAAUAACGAUGAUAAUUUGAUUAAUCAAAGUAUUUCUAAUGAAGGGGUGAAUAGCGAUAGUGAAGAAAACUUUGAAGAACCAUUUGGAUAUGAAGCUUUAUCACAAGAUGAUGAUGACAUUCAAGAGAACUAUGAAGUUUAUGAUUCUUCUCAACAGGAAGAUAAUUUACAACCAAAAAUAUUACAAAUUCAUACAACUGAACAAGAAAAAAUUCCCGAAGAUGAUUUAGCUGUAAUUAAUUCAAUUAUGAAAAAUAUUAAAUUGCCUGAAUCUGCUAUACCUG